Molecule: messenger RNA, 796 nt
Organism: Zerene cesonia (dogface butterfly)
Lineage: Eukaryota; Metazoa; Arthropoda; Insecta; Lepidoptera; Pieridae
Gene: Mnat9
Product: N-acetyltransferase 9
Exons: 5
Coding region: 138-725 (195 amino acids)
Biological process (GO): protein acetylation
Molecular function (GO): N-acetyltransferase activity
Source: RefSeq, a predicted model, not a curated record
UCUGUGGUGAUUACCCUAUUUGAUAUUUCAUAUUUGGUUUGUUUACAUUAAUAUGUAAUCGAAUUUGGCUGAAUUUAGUCGAGGUCGCCGAGGUCCAACCCAUGAAUUUUUACAGAAAGAUUUAACAUACAGAAAAUAUGAAAAUAAAUAGCAAUAUAAAGAUAGCAGGUGAAAAAGUUAUUUUGGUACCAUACACAGAGUUACAUGUCCCCAGAUAUCAUGAAUGGAUGAAAUCUGAAGAAUUACAGCAAUUGACAGCAUCAGAACCUUUAAGCUUAGCAGAAGAAUAUGAAAUGCAAAAAUCAUGGAGAGAGGAUGAUGAUAAAUGUACUUUUAUAAUACUGGACAAAGAAGUCUUUGAAAACACGCACAAUGAAAUAGGAUCAAUGAUUGGAGAUACAAAUAUAUUUGUAACAGAUAAAACUCAAGCCCAAGGAGAAAUUGAAAUUAUGAUUGCAGAGAAAUCGGACAGAGGCAAAAAAAUGGGCUGGGAAGCUGUUAUAUUAAUGUUAUUGUAUGGAAUAGAGUAUGUUAAUUUAAAAAAAUAUGAAGCGAAAAUCUCUCUCUCCAAUGAGAAAAGUUUAAAAAUGUUUAAUAAACUUGGCUUUGAAGAAGUGUCCAGAAGUAAUGUGUUUCAAGAAAUUACUUUACAUAAAGUGAUCUCAACAGAAUGGACUACAUGGCUUAAAGAGCUAUGUAAAUAUAAUAUAGCAAAAUAUUGUUAAAACAUAUUCCCCGUUGUUUGAUGUGACAAAAUAUAAAUACAAUUUUUAUCGUGUUUUUGUGACUGAUAAAU